Panthera uncia (snow leopard) is the source of this 576-nucleotide messenger RNA. RefSeq names its product SS18 like 2 (gene SS18L2). The transcript is spliced from 3 exons. Bases 15 to 248 code for a protein of 77 amino acids. Gene Ontology annotation, biological process: positive regulation of transcription by RNA polymerase II. The record is from RefSeq and is a predicted model, not a curated record. NCBI's taxonomy places the organism in Eukaryota, Metazoa, Chordata, Mammalia, Carnivora, Felidae. Gene Ontology annotation, molecular function: transcription coactivator activity. Gene Ontology annotation, cellular component: nucleus.
CCUGGCUUCUCGGGAUGUCGGUGGCCUUCGUACCGGACUGGCUGAAAGGCAAGGCGGAAGUUAAUCAGGAGACGAUCCAGCGGCUCCUGGAGGAGAAUGACCAACUCAUCCGCUGUAUCGUGGAGUAUCAGAACAAAGGCCGGGCGAAUGAGUGCGUCCAGUACCAGCAUGUGUUACACAGAAAUCUCAUUUAUUUGGCUACCAUCGCAGAUGCCAACCCCACCAGCCCUUCAAAACCAAUGGAAUAAUCUUUCAGCUGGCUCUCAUAAGGAGUAAUUGAGUGUAACCCAUUUCCUAUGAAGUAGAGAUAGGAUCUUUACCAACUCAACUGCUUGAAACAUGAAUGAAACCUCUGUGACUCUUUGAAAAAUGUGAAAAGGUAAAGAAAGCUACUAAGUUAACUGUGUUCGCAGCGUAAAUACUUAUUUUAAUAAUUAAGCAGAUUAAGUUGACUCCAGAUGUCCUCUUUCCUGUUUGGAUGUUUCGAUAACAAAGAUAUCAUGGGCAUCUUCAAUUCAACCUUUUCAGUUUCAACCUGAAGAGGAAACUGAAUAGAUGUUGGGCAAUCAACAGGAA